Molecule: messenger RNA, 2058 nt
Organism: Debaryomyces hansenii CBS767
Lineage: Eukaryota; Fungi; Ascomycota; Pichiomycetes; Serinales; Debaryomycetaceae
Gene: GSG1
Product: Gsg1p
Exons: 1
Coding region: 1-2058 (685 amino acids)
Biological process (GO): endoplasmic reticulum to Golgi vesicle-mediated transport; protein localization to phagophore assembly site
Cellular component (GO): phagophore assembly site; TRAPPIII protein complex; cytoplasmic vesicle
Source: RefSeq, a predicted model, not a curated record
AUGGAUUAUCCUGAAGGGCUAGACCCGUAUACCGCGAGACAGAAUUUGCUACACCACAGUUUCUCGCCGUUGAUUUCGGUGCAGUCGUCGUAUAAUGCGGAUGUGAUGGUGCAGACGGUGUUGAAGGACGAAAGCACCUCGAUAUUGCUGAUCUUGAAAGCGUACGGUAACAAUGCGAAGUAUCACGUACCGAAUCAGAUAUUUCGGAUAACCAACACGCAGCUUAUUACCAAGAGCUAUCCUAGUUUUCCUGUUCGGUUUGAACCGUCUCUACCGGAGCUAUUGUCGGUGAUCAAUGCUUCAUGGAGCACGACGACGGGGCCAGGCAACGGAGGGGCCAGAUCUGGGGGAAAAAUGCCCCUGUUAUUCAGCAUUUCGUCGUUGGAGAUGUUGUUGAAGCACAUGGCGUCGUGCAAGACCCACCAGUAUGAUUUGUAUGUUAAUUUUUUCAACAAAAUCAUUACGUCGAACAAGAUAGUUCCGUUUGAGACGUUCAACCAUCCGAUUUCGCAGGUGUUUGUGAUUGAUUUCCAUACCGAAACUAUAGAGAGCUUACGGAAGUCGAUAGUGGAGUUUCGGAAUUUCAAUUUCCCAAAGUAUUUCCUGAUAGAUGAUUUAUUGAUGCACGUCUUCAUACUCCACGACCCGCAAAAAACAUCCGAUAGCGAGUUAUUAAACUUCCAGAAUGAGAUUAAGGCCCAGCUAAACAUCCAGACUACUUGCAUACCCAUAGAAGGGCUGGUCAGUGGUAUUAAUGAAGAGGAAUUUGUAAAGUUAUUCAAAAACGAAAACUCCACAAUUGAGGAAGAUUUACAGCGCAUUUCUUUGCAGCAGACGUCCAAGAUCCAAACAAUAGAGAAGGAUUUCUUAAACAUACCAGAAAAGAUCGAUUUGAUUAUUCGAACCAAAGUAUAUGAAUAUAUCAACCGAUUCUUAAUACCACACAUGGAGAAAAAGAUAAGGAUUUGGGACGAUCAAAUACUAGCUCCCAAAAAAUCAAUUGCAGGCAGAUUCUUUUCGGUUUCCAAGAAACUUUUUAACAAUAAUGACUCGCCAUCGAAUCUGAAUUCAAAUUCCUUUUCGGAAUCAUCAUUCAAUUAUAACGAAAAUUAUUAUCAUAAGCAUUCAGCAGAACAAAAAAUUCGUAAAUUGGCAGACUGGUCAUUGAUAUUAAAAGAUUUCAAGUAUGCAUACUCGACGUAUGAAUUAAUCAGAAAGGAUUACACUAAUGACAAAGCAUGGGUUUAUGUUGCCUCUACUCAGGAAAUGUGUAUUGUGUCGUUGUUGUUGACCCAAACUCAACAGAUUAAUCAAACCACAACAAGACCCGACAGAAAUACGCUAAGAAAAAUUAGACAUGAUAUAAUUGAACCUUACUUGGAUAACUUGUCUUACACAUUUAAAUCUAGAUUAAACUUAAGAAGCUAUAAUAUUAAAACUUUAUUAGUUAUUAUUGAGCUACUUCUUUGCAUGUGUUCCACAUUCAAUAUUUCUUGGUGGUGGAAUGAUUUAAUCGAAAAGUACCUUUGUAAGUGUAUUAAUGAAUUCGAUAGUCAUUUGGUAGGUAAUAAUCAAAAACUGCAAGUAAUACGAGCAUUAUUAUAUGAGAGACUAGGAUAUCAUUUCGGUAAGUGUAUUCUUUUAAACGACCAGAACAAAGGCUUGAUUGAUAUGUCCAAAUUAGAGACAGGCAAAGAAAUUCACGAAGACACGGAGAAUCAGAGCAACGAAAAAGACAAUGCCGAAGAAGAAGAAGUAAAAGAGAGCAAUGAAGAAGAAGGAUAUUAUGUUAAUCCUAACAAAUUAUCGGUAAAUAAAAAUAAUAGCAUUGUAGGAUUAACAAGAUUCAGAAAAUCCUCAAUAUGGUAUUUACUAUCCAUUAAAGAAUGGUUAAUAUUAGAAAAUUAUAACCAAAUUGAGUACUUGAUACAGAAUAUUAGAUACAAUUACAACCUUAAUGAUUUUACUAAUGAAUGGUAUGAUAGAAAUGAUUUACUAUUGAGUUACGUUAAAAAUUGUUUGAAAGAGCAUAAUUUAAAUGAUACUCAGGAUCCGUGA